CGGACGUGUGUACGAGCCAAUGAAUGGCCGUGCAGUAACUCGCUCUCGUCCAAUGACUGACCAGCAAACGCCGGGUCUCGCGGAAGUUAUUGACCUCUUUUUGCAACGUGGGUUUCUCCAAAUAUAGCGACAAAACAUUUUUGAACGAUGGGUCGCCGAAAGUCCAAACGAAAACCUCCUCCUAAAAAGAAGAUGACCGGGGAUCUGGAGACUCAGUUCACUUGCCCCUUUUGCAACCACGAAAAGUCAUGUGACGUCAAAAUGGAGAGAACAAGAAAUACCGGAAUAAUAUCGUGUACUGUCUGUUUGGAGGAGUUCCAGACGCACAUUACUUAUCUGUCAGAGCCAGUAGACGUGUACAGUGAUUGGAUAGACGCUUGUGAAUCAGCCAAUCAGUAGCCCCGGAGGAAGAGAAGGAGCAAAAAUAUUUUUUUAGAAGAUGGAAGCACUGGUAUUUUCCAACCCUGUGAGUGACCAUGGACAGGACGAGUCUCCACCUUCUAUGGAUGAUGACCCACGCCCCAAUUACUUUCCUUUUUGUGUGCAAUGUUACCUUAAAUAUAUCUGCUGAUCAUACUUUCAAAUGUUGAUUAGUGGGCGAAAUUUCUUCUUUUAUUUUAAAACAGUUUUGAAUUUAAUUUAAUGGUGUUAACCUAUUAAAAAUUCCUGCAAGAAUCCUA
This is a messenger RNA of Corythoichthys intestinalis (scribbled pipefish), 680 nucleotides long. RefSeq names its product transcription elongation factor 1 homolog. Gene Ontology annotation, biological process: transcription elongation by RNA polymerase II. The transcript is spliced from 4 exons. Bases 148 to 399 code for a protein of 83 amino acids. Gene Ontology annotation, molecular function: RNA polymerase II complex binding. The record is from RefSeq and is a predicted model, not a curated record. Gene Ontology annotation, cellular component: transcription elongation factor complex. Lineage: Eukaryota; Metazoa; Chordata; Actinopteri; Syngnathiformes; Syngnathidae.